Hansenula ciferrii is the source of this 1188-nucleotide messenger RNA. Its product is annotated as TauD/TfdA dioxygenase family protein. Gene Ontology annotation, molecular function: 2-oxoglutarate-dependent dioxygenase activity. The record is from RefSeq and is a predicted model, not a curated record. Lineage: Eukaryota; Fungi; Ascomycota; Saccharomycetes; Phaffomycetales; Wickerhamomycetaceae. The transcript has a single exon. Gene Ontology annotation, cellular component: cytoplasm. The coding region runs from base 1 to 1188 and encodes 395 amino acids.
AUGUCAAAAGUUCAAUCUCAAUCAAUUUCAAUAGAAUUAAAGAAUCCAAAUGGUGUUAAAGAAGGAUAUGAAGAUUAUUCUGGUAAAUUACCAUCAACAACUAGGAAAAGAUUAGAAAAAUAUGGUAUUGAUUUAUCAAAAGGUUAUCCUAAAAGACCUAAUGAAAUUCCAUUGUUUCUUGAUGAUGCUUAUAAGAUUAGAAAUCAAGUUAAUCCUGAAUAUGUUGAACGUGGUAUUGGUGCUGAUCCUGAAAAGAAGGCAUUAUUUAGUGGUGCUAAACAAGUUGUUAAUUUGACCAAGUAUAUUGGUACUGAAAUUAUUGGAUUACAAUUACAAGAUUUGAAUGAAAAACAAUUAGAUGAAUUAGCUUUACUUAUCGCUGAAAGAGUUGUUGUUGUUUUCAGAGAUCAAGAUCUUUCACCACAAAAACACUUGGAGAUUGGUUCUUAUUAUGGUGAAGUCGAGGUUCAUCCAUUAACUGCACAAGUUUUACCUGGUUCUACUGUUGUAUGGGAUAAAUUUAAUAGAGGUGGUCCAUUAAUCGAGUUCCAAAAGGGGGCUUCAGGUUCUUAUUGGCAUACAGAUUUAGAUCAUGAAUUUUCACCAGCUGGUAUAACUCAUUUACAUUUGGAUAGUAUUCCUUCAGUUGGAGGUGAUACGGGGUAUAUAUCAGGUUAUGCAGCAUUUGAUAAAUUAAGUCCAAGUUUCCAAAAAUUUUUAGAAGGUAAAAAGGCAAUUCAUAAAUCUGCACAUCGUUAUUAUAAACGUGAUGAUUUAUUAGCAGGACCUCAACAUUUGGAAAGAGAACAUGAUUUAGUUGUUACACAUCCUGUUACUGGUUGGAAAUCAUUAUUUGUUAAUCCUGCACAUGUUGUUCGUAUUGUUGGUUUGGAAAGGGAUGAAUCAGAUUUAAUUUUGAAGUACUUGAAUGAUGUUUUUGCAAAGAACUUGGAUAUUCAAGUUAGAAUUAAUUGGCAAGGUUCAGGCCCGGGUGAAGAUGGUAUUAUUAAACCAGUUAGUGUUCUUUGGGAUAAUAGAAUUUCUCAACAUGUUGCAAUUCCAGAUUAUAAUGAUUCAUGGGAAGGUUCUGUUAGACAUGCACAUAGAGUUACAAGUUUAUCAAUACCAACUAAAUUUGAUCCAGAAUCCAAGAGUCAAAGAGAAGCAUUGGGGUUAGAUAAAAAAUAA